AUGGCUAUGCAUGAGGACCCUGUAGCCAGCUCAACCGGAAUCAAGGUCAUCAUCGUUGGAUUCGGUAUAGCUGGCGCUAGUGCUGCAAUUGAAUGUCAUAGAAAAGGGCAUAAUGUGGUUGUCUAUGAAAGACUGCCGGAGCUCACUAAAGUUGGAGGGGAUGGCAUCAGUCUUGGCUCGAACGGGUGUUCUGUCCUAUCUAAAUGGGAUAACGGUGAGUUCAAUGAAACGAUCAAGCCAUUAAAGUUCCGAACGGACAAUAUGAAUAUAUUUGAUUAUACCGGGUUUGAUCUCGGGAAACAUAAAUUCCACGGGUACAAUGCUGGGAGAGGAUACACGCUUAACCGUGGCUCGCUCGUAUUCUCCAUGUACGACUACGCUCAGAAACUCGGAAUCAAAGUGUUCAUGGGCUCCACGGUCACAGAGUAUUGGGAAACUGAAGACGAAGCGGGCAUUGUCGUCAAUGGGGAAAAGGUAGCAGCAGAUUGUGUCAUUUGCGCUGAGGGAAUUCACAGCAAAGGCAGAGCCGCAAUUACCGGCCAGGAGAUGCAAUGCAAGGAGACAGGUUUUGUGUCCACUCGAGGAUAUUUGGAGGGCAAAGCGGCUAUCCAGGGUCCCUCACUGACUCGAAUUGUCAGUGGCAUGGAAGACGGCAAUUGCAUGUACGGAUGGAUGGGGCCUCGCAUGCACAUCAGCAUGGGUAUUAAGAUCGACGGCGGCGAGCUCUUUUGGUACGCCUGCCACGAGGCUGCGAGUGUCCCUCCUAAAAAUAACAGUGAGGCAAUAGAUCAUAUUCUCGAAUGCAUGAGUGAUUGGACCAUGCGGGAUGAGCUCGAGUCAGUCGUCCGGAAUGUUUCGGAGGGGAGGUUCAUCUCUCAAAAACUCGUCGUGACAACAGCCCUGAAAUCUUGGCUCUCUCCUCGCCGAAGGAUGAUCGUUAUUGGUGAUGCAGCCCAUGCAGCUCUUCCGACCAGUGGCCAAGGAGGCACACAAGCCAUUGAAGAUGCGGCUGUACUUGCAAUCGCCCUAGAGUUAGCAGGGAAGCAAGACAUUCCCCUUGCGCUGUCCGUAACAGAAAAGAUCAGAUUCAAGCGCGCUCAACUGAUUCAACAGGGGGGGCUGGCAGUGCUGAAAUUUGGCAUGAAUCGAAGUGAUUUUGAAUUAUUCCGAAAAGAUCCAAAUCUGGCGAGGCCUCCGCACCCCGCUUGGAUCUUUGACCAUGACUGCCAAGAAUACACCUACAGGGAAUUCGCGGCAGCGGCUGAGGCAGUCAGAUCUGGGAAGGAUUAUGUUCCGACCAAUAUCCCUGCGGACGGGGAAUACCGGAUAGCAUAUGAUAGCAAGUAA
Coccidioides immitis RS is the source of this 1347-nucleotide messenger RNA. RefSeq lists its product as uncharacterized. The record is from RefSeq and is a predicted model, not a curated record. The coding region runs from base 1 to 1347 and encodes 448 amino acids. Gene Ontology annotation, biological process: secondary metabolite biosynthetic process. Gene Ontology annotation, molecular function: FAD binding; monooxygenase activity. The transcript is spliced from 4 exons. NCBI's taxonomy places the organism in Eukaryota, Fungi, Ascomycota, Eurotiomycetes, Onygenales, Onygenaceae.